Molecule: messenger RNA, 9875 nt
Organism: Spirodela intermedia
Lineage: Eukaryota; Viridiplantae; Streptophyta; Magnoliopsida; Alismatales; Araceae
Source: the annotation of a GenBank genome assembly
AUGCCAUCAUGGUGGGGAAAGUCAUCUUCCAAGGAUGUAAAGAAGAAGACUAGCAAGGAGAACUUCAUUGACACCAUACAUAGAUUCAUCAAUCCAACAGUACAAAAGGGGAACACAAGAUUAGGAGGGUCCUUAAGGCGAUGCAGUGACACAGUUUCAGUAAAGGGUGCUCGAUCAACAGUAGGGUCUAGAUCACCAUCACCCUCUACUCAGGUUUCUCGAUGUCAAAGUUUUGCUGAUAGAGCACAUGCUCAUCCUCUUCCACUUCCACGGGUGCCAGCCUCAGACAUUAUGUGCCAAUCUGCUACACAUGUACCAAGUCCAAUUCUGCAGAAGCGUGGCAAACCUCCUCUACACUUGCCUCUUCCAACUCCGCAUCAUAUCUUAAGCAGGCCAGAUGCAAUAGAUAAUGAGGCAGAUUUGGCUACCGCUUCUGUUUCGAGUAAUUGCUCCAUUGAGAGUGAGGAUACUCCAGAUUCUCGGCUUCAGAGCCCUGUGGGGAAUGAUUUUGAAAAUGGUGGCGGAAUGGUCGUCGAUAACCUUUUAAGGUAUGUUUUGGUGCACUUUUGCUCAUUGAUGUCGAUCAUUUUCCUCUAUAUUCUUCUUAUAGAAUAAUUUGGAUGUUUCUUGUUGAAGUGUGGCCUGUAAGGGUCAAUCGACAAAAUUUUCCCCGAAGAAUGCAAGAGAAACUGCAAAGCCAGCGAGUAUUCUUUUCAACAUUCGAACUGCAUCUACAUCACCCAAGCAUGGACUUUUAGCGAAUCAGGCUUAUGUACAGACUGCCCGUCAUGGUGCCUUUGCAAGUGCACCUGACAGUUCAAUGUCAAGCCCUACUAGAAGUCCUAAGAGAGUGGUCUGUCCAGAGCAGAUUCCAACUUCUGCUUUUUUGGGAGCAAAGCCGUACCAUGAUGUUAAUCUCCUUGGAUCUGGUCAGUGCUCUAGUCCAGGAUCUGGUCAGACAUCUGGACACAAUUCCAUGGGAGGAGAUAUGUCGGGCCAGUUGUUUUGGUUGCACAGCAGGGGCAGCACUGAAUGCUCCCCAAUACCCAGUCCUAGAAUGACAAGUCCUGGGCCCAGCUCUAGAAUUCAUAGUGGUGCUGUUUCUCCAUUACAUCCAUGUGCUUGUGGGACCGCACCUGAGUCACCUAAACAGAGACAUCGCCUUCCUCUACCCCCAAUGGCUAAUCCUAAUGCCUCUCAUUUUCCCUCAUCUUGUUCUGGGUCCAAUAAUCCUUCUCCAUAUCCUCGAAGCCCUGGAAGAUCAGAUAAUCCCGCAAGCCCUGGUUUACACUGGAAGAAGGGAAAGUUAAUCGGAAGGGGCACAUUUGGGCACGUGUAUAUUGGUUUUAACAGGUAUGCCUACCUCAUUCUUAGACCUAGUCGGUUUGUUCUAUGGUGAUAUUUCGUUGCUGUUAAAGAAGUUUGAGCUAAGGCUACUCAUAGAUUCUCUGAUAAUUAUGCCUUGUCUGUUCUGAUAAUUUCUGUUAGCAUCUCAUAGAUGCUCAAAAUUCAUUGGGGUAGGUUCUUAUUUUUUACACUAGUGUUUCCCACUACCUGUGAAUUGCCUUACUUCUGACCAUGUAUGUUUUUCUCUAUAUAAAAGUGUCAUUUUCUAUUCUAAAUGGCGUACAUCAGACCAAUGACAUUUAUGGUUGUUGGAUUUCUGACUGUGGGCCUGCUGAAGAACUGGGUCCAAUUUAUUCCAUUCAUUUCUUCUUGAUGCAUUCUUCUGUUGUCUGUCGUUAGCAUUUAUCAAGAGCGAUAAUUUGAAGGAAUGCAAGACGUACAAGAUCUAAAUAUUUUCUGAAUUUUAGUGGCAGGAUGUAGUGGGAGUUUCUUUCUGGGAGGUGUGUAUGGGUUAAGGGGUACUUGACUAUCUGGAAGUACGUCCCACUAUUUCUUCAGGAUGUUUCAAAGAAGUGGAUUGUUUGUAAGAUAGAUGACACAGAAGUGUGAUUCUACGUAAUGCCGCAAGGCAGUUGAAUGGAGAUAAUAUCUCGUUUUUGAAAGGGUAUUUUUGGCAUAUUCUUUUUAGAUAGGAUAUGUUACUUCUAGCCUUGAAAACCUGAUGAUAUUCGACCACUAUUUUCGCUACAUCUUUUGUCUUAAGUGGAACCUAGGGAUUCUUUCUGCUUUCCCAUGCUAAUUGGUACUGUAAUCUAGCAUCCUUCUCUAAAUUCCAAUAAUGUUUGGCUCAAUAGGAAUCUUACAUAAUUUUUCUGACUUUAGUGACAGUGGUGAAAUGCGUGCAAUAAAGGAAGUGACACUUUUUUCAGACGAUGCAAAGUCAAAGGAAAGUGCAAAACAGUUGGGGCAGGUAAAAAAUUAUCAGUUUACGACAUAAGUUAUUGUGUUAUAUAUGCGUUUUAUGAUUAACUGCUAUACUUCUUUCUUUGAAACUGUAUCUAAUUUCAUGCGCAUAUUUUCAUGUAGGAAAUUGCCCUCUUAAGUCGCUUGAGGCAUCCAAACAUUGUGCGGUAUCAUGGAUCUGACAUGGUAUCAUGAUCUUGUUGAUUUAUCUAAUUGAUACUUCUAUUAAACUUGAAAUCCUAAAGUCAUCUAUUACCUUUUUAACUUAAUUUUCUUCUAUGCUCAUUGUCUUUUAUAGAAUACUAUUUAUUUUAUGUAGUUGCCUUUGUUGUUGAUUGAGGUUAUGUCAGAAUUCGUUUUGAUUAACCAGAUCGGUUCUUACGCUUAUCGUUUUUUGUCUUCCUUGUUAUUUUGAACAUGAAAUAUUGGCACAUCUUAUUGAUUCUCCAUUCGAAAUAAAAAAACCAAAAAGUAUCAAAUAUGUUUCCAUAUUAUCUUAGUGUGGGCAUAUCUUGACUGCUUCUAUAGCACAAUUGUCUUAGUCUUAGCUUUGAUUAUGGAGGCUGUGUGAUUGCACAUGAAAGCAGCGUGUGGCUGUUUAGAGGUGUUUGCUUGUACCAUGACUCCUGGUGGAGCCUUCUAGUUUCCCACCAAAAUUAAUGUUGGUUAUAUCUUACGCUUUACAUUUUUACAUGUCUGGUUGUGUUGGGCUUUUAACCCAUAGUAAUCUUCUUUUCUUUUUGGACUGGCUAUGUCUUGUGCGCGGGAGUUAUCAAUCCUCUCCUUUUAUAAACUUUGUUCUCUUUUGCGGCAGGGUGCAGUAAUAUUAAAACUGAAGCUCUUCCUGAUUCUUAAUUUGGUCAGUUCUGGUUUUGCCCUCAGUUCAUAGGGAGAUAGGAUCCUUCACCCCACUGCGCCCAAAUCGGAUUGGUUAAUGAUGUUUUGUCCUAGAAUGUCCAUGGUAUCUCUGACGCUUUAGGCUCUUAUUACUUCCAUUGUAUAGGCGUGAUUCUGUCCACUGGAUCCAAAAAGGAUGUUGCUGGGCUGCUAACACUAUCAUAGUGUGUUGAGAGUAUUUCUGUGUUGCUGUAUGAAUGUUUGGUGUCCAUGUUACCCCUUCAGUUUAAUGCUAUAAAAGGUACUUCUUUUGUAAAGGGAAUCACAAUGCUUCCGAGCCAUGGACAUCUAUUCCUGUUUCCUCGAUUCAAAAUGAUACUGCCUGUAUACUCAUUCUGUUAUGGUGAGUCGAAUCCAUUUUUCAUGUGUUGCUGGGUCAGGUUUGCUUUCUGUAUGUAGGCUGUAGCAUGCCUGUGGUAUUGGGGAUGCCCGUACUCAUGGGGUGUGAGCAAAAGAGGUAGGGGUUGAGGAGAAUCCGAUUCUGUCUUCUGUAUCCAAAAUGAUGUUUCGGGUGCACCAUCAUUGUUAUUAUGAGACAAGCGCGUAUGUGUGAGUGGUAAAACAAGGGCGUCAGAUGCCAACCAUCUAGAUGGACCUUUGCAUCUGCUGCUAACUUUUUGAGUUUAUGUUACGAUUGUCUGGCAGGGUUUCUACAUGCAUCAUGAUUAUGAGUAAAAAAUCUAGAUGAUUCUAUUAUUUUCAGAUGAAAAUGAUGCUUAGAUGAAAAAAUACAUCGGUCAUUGCCUUUUGUGAUAUUCUAGAGAUAAAUAAUCGUUGAAGCGUCGUCAUUAUUCUUUGCUUUCUUAAUUUUAAUGACCUGAAAAUACUGUAAAAUAGUUUAUUGAAAAUGAAUUUUUUUUAAUCAAUUUUUUAAGAAUUUUCUGUAAUGAUUUAGUUGUUUAUCGUUGUAUUUAAUAGGAUGUCAUUUCUUUGAUAAUUUAGUUGUUUGCCGCCGUAUUGACAUAAUUAAUCUGGUUUAAUGAGACAAAGAAUGACAUUCAGUUAAUUUUCGCUACCUACUCUAUCGUUAAUCUGGUUGAAUUUAUUUCUUGAACAGUUAGAUGAUAAAUUAUACAUCUAUUUGGAGUAUGUUUCUGGUGGAUCCAUCCACAAACUUCUCCAAGAAUAUGGGCGAUUUGGUGAGCUGGCAAUUCGCAGCUAUACUCGGCAAAUCCUUUCUGGUCUCGCAUAUCUGCACGCCAAGAACACUGUUCACAGGUGUGCCUAACAUUUUAGUUUUUCUGGAUAACUCAGCUCAAAUGUGUGUAAUUGAUUGCGUGCGUCAUAACAGCAUUUAUCUCUUUCUUGAUAAUCUCUUGCUCUAUCUUCAACUUCUAGAAUCAUUGUUCUUGGCUGACCUCUAUGUUUUGUUCAGAGACAUAAAGGGUGCCAAUAUUCUUGUGGAUCCUAAAGGACGCAUAAAGCUUGCAGAUUUUGGGAUGGCAAAACAUGUAAGUUGUCAGUUGGUCCAUGCAUUAUUACUUUCAUCUAUACUAUAAUACCUAUUGCCAUGAUGUGGGAAUCACAUUUGUAGUAACUUUCUUAAAGUUGUUGAUUUUGCUUAAAUUUCACAGGGAUGACUUUCUUUUUUUACCUUCUCUCGUUAUAAUUCCAUUUGGAUUGUUAUUUUCCUUUUGGUAUUCAUUUUCAAGUAAUGAAGAUUUGGAGAACGAGAAGCAACCUCAUGUAACAAAUAGGGGAAUCCUUUGGGGUAUACUUUGGUUCCCUUUCCUUUGGAGCUGAGCGCUGUUGUGCUAGUUAAGAAUGUUUUGAAGUAUGAGCUAUAUUGGUUCUCAGAAUAAGUUGAUUGGGUUCGGAAUUUCGGGAGGGUGCUAUUCUCUAUCUUCCUCGAAAUUAGGGGAAAAAGAAAGAAGAACCAGCUGUAAAUUGACUGAGUUGACACGGAUUAUCUACUUUCUCUCUGUCACAGUUGUCCAACUUUCUUUCUGCCAACAUGCAUAGCCUCCGAACACCUAGAGAACGUACAUACAUGUUCUCUAUUAGUCACAUUCUAUAUAGAGUUUGACGACCAUGAAUUUAUGACGUGCAGCCCUUUGCCCGAAGUUGCCAUUUCUUUCAUUCUGUAAUUUUUAGAAAUUAGCCUUAGUUCCUACUUUUCAAAUCUUCUUCAAGACCAACUGGAACCUACUUGCAUUCCUUAUUCCUUCUGUGCCUCCUGAUGAAAUUGGCUACGCCUGCCUCCUCAUUCCUUAUUUCUUUUACGACUGGUAAAUGAAAGGAGAUAGGAUCAGAUUAUCCUACCAACUUGCUGAUGCUGAUAAGUGUGCUUCAUUGUAUCCUUAUCAUCGUAGCACCUAGGGCAUCUUGUCUGAAUCACCUGUCUACAACCAAGGUGAGCACUUGUUUGGAGAAGCUUAUGUGACGCCUGUUGCUUGGGAACAGGACUCUGGGCAGCUCCUACAAAAUUUGUGAUCAUCAGUAGACUUCUGUUGCGGUACAGAACAUUUUCACUUAGCAAAUACUUAGCAAUUUUCUUCUGGUAUGCAGAAUAUGACACAGAUACUCGCAUGUUCUGUGGUUUUGAGAGGGGUAACUGAUUUCCAUUCAGCAGUAAAAUAGGAGAUUUGAUAGCAUGCUUCCAGAGUACAUCACAGUGAAAUGAGGCUAUCAUCUUAGACUUUUGAGUGAUCUCCCCUUGAUUUGAUAGAAUGCAAAACUAAAUUUCCCAGGGGAUGAUUUCCAACUCUAGUUUUGCAGUUCAUAUUGGUUAGCAGCUUCUGCCAUCCUGUACUAUGUGGACGGGCUUGCAUUUUUCUCUUUUUCAGUCUCUCUACACACACACACACUAAGUUUGUGAUGGAAUUCCAGCUGUCCAUUGUCAAAAUCCUUGUCUCCUUGUUGUUGGUUAUUUUAUUUCAAAGCUUACGACUUUCCUCGUAUCCAACUUCUUUUGUAGAUUACUGGACAGUCAUGUCCCUUGUCAUUCAAAGGAAGCCCUUAUUGGAUGGCACCAGAGGUUCUCUAUUCACUACUAUUUCUACUUAAUUCUAGCACAAAUGUUCUUGGUAUUAUUUCUCAAUUGCACAUUUCAUUCAGGUAAUUAAAAAUUCAAAUGGGUGCAAUCUUGCUGUUGAUAUAUGGAGUCUCGGAUGUACUGUCCUGGAGAUGGCUACAUCAAAGCCACCUUGGAGCCAGUAUGAAGGGGUUUGUUAUUUCUGCAUUGAACUCUUGGUUUUUAUUAUUUUCAUUUUUCUUUGGUUGUCUAGAUAAUCUGGAAAAAAUGUUAUGCAACUGAAGUUAGCUUUUAUUCUUUCUAUAUUAAAAUCCUCGCAGCCAUUAUAUCAAGAUAGUAACACCAAUCUGAGAAUAAGAAAUGAUUCUCAAUGUUAAUGUACGCAUCUUCUCACCAGUGUUACCUGUGAGUUUUUCCCUUUUUCUAUGAAGCAUAGCACAUCUUGCCGAACAAGGCCGAUACCUUCAUCAUGAGAAGUCAUUUGCUGUACUAUGUGUUAAGCAGUAUUGAGUGCUUUCGUUUUAAAAUAAAUAUAUUCAUUUUCACGUCUGUCCAUUCCAAGCUGCUAUAUCUUUUUCGUUUCUUUUUUCUUUUGUGAUACUGACUGUAUAUUAAUGAACAUGUCAGUUAGGAAGUAGCUUGGUAUCCUUGUUUAACCUGUGAAAUAGUAUCUUGUCGUGGGCCAGGACCCAGUAAAUCUGGGUUCAGGUCAUGUUUUCAGGACUCUAUUCGCCAGUUUACGUCAUCUCAGACUAUGCUUAUAUUUAAUGUCUACUUUGCUAAGUUUUAAAACUAAAAACAGCUAUGUAGUGUAUCAAACGUGCAGUAGAUGUGAUCAUAAUAAAUAGAGGGUUCAUGAAGUUGAAAAAUGUGCCGGUUAGGUUCAUGAAUUCAAAUGUCAUUGGAAUUAAGGACGUCAAUAUCCAAGUAUAAAGUACCAUGCUUCCAGUAUGAAGUCAGGAGAAGAAUAUGCCUACCUGACACUGCAUGUGCAUUGUUUCUUGAGGAUCAUACAUCUGGAUGAGGCCUCUUUGGGGUUAAAAUAAGUGCGGUAGGCAUACUAAACAUACAAGAAAAAAUAACGUCAUAUUUUUUUGGUAUAGUUUUCAAUGAAUUAUGGUCCCCAUUGCACUGCCAGGAUAACGUAUCAAAAUUAUGCAUGAGUUAUGUUAAAGUGAGACCAAAUAAUGCCUAAUCCGAGCUUUUGGUUAUUAAGAAUUAACACCGCGGCUAAUGCUUUGAUAUGUGAAGCACAUGCAAAUGAAUAAGAAUGGUCCUUAGCAGCCAUAGUAGUUGUUGAAUCUGGUGCCUGGUUUCGAGCUCUCAAAUCUCUAUGGUCUUAUAUGUGUUGUUUUCAUGGUGAUAAUGGGAAAUUGGUGUUUUUAUGAGUGUGUAAGUUUGUCAACCAUUUUAGAAAGAUAGACAUUUAUUAGUUCAUCUUCUAGUUGGAGGCCACAUUAUUUUGUCUUUUUUUCUUUUUUGCUUAGAAUAUUAUUUAUGAAGGGCAUCAACCCAGAUAUUGUUAUCUUGACGGGUGUACAUUUAAAAUGAUCUCAUUAGAAAAAACCCGGGGUCCUGAACAAAGGUAGUAUGUCGCAAGUGGAUUAGGAAUGAAUAAGUUGGCUUCAGGGAUUAAUAGGAGCUUACUCAGCUUCAUAUCACUCCCAAAGUUGGGAAGUUUGAACUUUGGGAUGAUUUAGUUUGCAGCAGGGGGGGAAAUAGAUCCUUUCCCUUGGCUGGUUGCCAUUUUUAAGUGGUUUAUCUUUUCUUUUGUUACGGCAGUGGUGUUUUUCUGAAGGAGAUGAAGUUUUAAGGAAUACAUAAAAUCUCAUGGUAAUAAAAAAGAAUAAUUUGAAGUGUAAAACUACAGCUUCGUAUUCUGGAACUUGUAUACGUGCCUGAUACGAACUGGUGAGAUGGGUCAGAUAUUGUUGAAUAACAUGUUGGCUACUCGUUACUAAUGCCAUUUUCUUUCACUAGAUUAGAUGCGUAGGUGUUCUUAUAAGGAAUCAGUAAAUAAAAUAAAAUUGGAUGAGCUUACAGUGUGUUUCAUUUCAUGUUUCCAUAUCUGCAUUCUUCUGAUAUUUUGUUUACUCCUAUCUGAAGAUUGCGGCGAUGUUCAAAAUCGGGAAUAGCAAGGAGCUUCCAACAAUCCCCGAUCACCUCUCUGACGAGGGGAAGGAUUUCGUACGACAGUGCUUGCAGCGAGAACCAUCCAACCGUCCCACCGCUGUUCAGCUUCUAGGGCAUCCUUUUGUGAGAAACGCGGCUCCUAUUUCAAGGCCUAUCGCUGGGUCCGAGACAGUGGAACCUCCAGCAGGCGCUCCUUCCACAGCGGGUUCCAAGGUAAUGUUUUCCCUUUCUACAUCCACUUUACCCUGGUGGGUUCAUGUUAAUGCUAAUGCUGCAUUAUUAUGCGCGUAUUUGCUUUUAAUUUCCAAUAGCUAUCGGUUUAAAAGCCGACAACCCCUCCUAAAUUUUUUUUGGUAUUAUUUUACUGGUACUGAGCUGUGAGGAAGCCGCAUUCUUGUAAAUUAUCUCAAAUUUGUCAUCCAUGAGCGUGUUAUCUAUCCUCUACUUCAGGCAUCUAUCAUUUGGCUGAAUGCCUAAACUACAUCCCAUGUUUGGAUUUGAUUGUACCGUGGUCAGCAUUUUUCUAUUUCAAUUCCUAUAAUUUCCAUUUUGAAAGUUGAUAUCGUACAUUGUGCCAAAGAUCUGAGCUCCCCUGCCUGUCAAGGUGUACCCACGGGGAUACUCUUGCUUCUUCUUCUUUUUUUUCUUUUCUUUUUCCAGAUUUUACGAUUCGGAAAUAAAUUCAUGCUUUCUGAUUAUUUAUCGUCCCCAUUUCAUCACAUUUAUGUAUUUACUUAUGUAUUUAUUUCUUGUUUGAUGAUGGCAUUCAGAGUAGUGGACAAGGAAGGAAUUUAUCUUUCGUGGAUGUGCAAGGGUUGGCAAUCCAACGACUUAAGGCAACGAAGACCAGCUCCACAUCCAGGUGAUUUCAUGUUUUUAAGGGUCCCCUGGAUCCAUUGACUUUGGUCAGAAUUUCGGAAAAAAUGGUGAGCUAGGCCUUGGGCAAGAUGGGGAAGAUACGAUGCAGAGAUCAUUGCUCACUUCAUUGAUUCAGUACAUCUACUGGGUGAACUUGUUGAUCCACCUCUUAUGAACUUGUUCUUCCCCUUUUAGUUUCUCCUCGAUUUUAGUUCAUUUCGCUGCAGAUUUCCUCCACUCUUUCCGUUUCCUGCAGAGAAAAAUCUAAUCCGAGUGUUCUUCCGAUCUUGCUUGCAGUGGCUGCCAGAUGAGGAACAUGUCCUGCCCGGUGUCUCCCAUCGGUAGCCCCCUCCCAGGUUCCUUCGCCACCCACCAUGCCAGCGGGAGGCUGUCCCCCUCCCCCAUAUCCAGCCCUCGGACCACAUCAGGUUCCUCCACGCCGCUCACUGGCGGCACGCAGCGGUCUCCCGGGUUCCUCGCCGACAGCGCCCCCAGGGCCCAGAAGGUCCCCGCCGGCGUUCAUGUCAACUGGCCCACCUGCGCCGACCCCGGCCUGGAGCUCUACUGGGGGCUGCACCAGCAAGAGCGAUCCUCUGGGCGGAUCGUCCUGUCCGAUCAGGUCUCCAGGCAGCUCCUGCAAGAGCAUGUGAAGCCGAAGCUGCCGCCGCCGCUGCUGGGGCCUGGUCAGGCGAUGGGUAUCUGA